CAGUGGGUGCCUUGGAAACUACAACAAACAAUUCCACAAUUGGUGGCAAUAAAACAUAACAAAAUCUCGAAAGUUCGAUAUCAAUAAUAAGAGCAACGUCAAUUUGCAGCAAUGCCAAUAAUUCGCUUGGAGUCCGCUGACAAGGAAAUCUUUGACACGGAUAUCGAGAUCGCCAAAUGCUCGGAGACGAUUAAAACGGCACUCGAAGAUUUGGGGGAUGAGAGUGACAAUAGUGUGUUGCCGCUGCCCAAUGUGAAUUCGGCGAUAUUGCGCAAAGUGCUGCACUGGGCCACCUACCAUGCCCAGGACGAACCACAGCAGCCACAGGAAGAUGAGAACAAAGAAAAGCGCACCGAUGACAUUUCAUCGUGGGAUGCCGACUUCCUCAAAGUCGACCAGGGCACACUGUUCGAGCUCAUUCUGGCGGCCAAUUAUCUAAACAUCCAGGGCCUAUUGGAUGUCACCUGCAAGACGUGCGCGAACAUGAUCAAAGGCAAAUCCCUGCAGGACAUUCGCGAGACUUUCGGCAUUGCCAACGAUUUCUCAGCAGCCGAGGAGGAACAGGUUCGCAAGGAGAACGAAUGGUGCGAGGAGAAGUAAAUAAAAAACACAAAAUAGAAGAAAAAAAUUGUUUAGAACAUGAUAUUAUUAAAGAGAUUGUUUAUUUAACCCAAACAAAAAAA
Molecule: messenger RNA, 683 nt
Organism: Drosophila grimshawi
Lineage: Eukaryota; Metazoa; Arthropoda; Insecta; Diptera; Drosophilidae
Product: S-phase kinase-associated protein 1
Exons: 2
Coding region: 112-600 (162 amino acids)
Biological process (GO): SCF-dependent proteasomal ubiquitin-dependent protein catabolic process
Cellular component (GO): nucleus; cytoplasm
Molecular function (GO): cullin family protein binding
Source: RefSeq, a predicted model, not a curated record